Syngnathus acus (greater pipefish) is the source of this 1919-nucleotide messenger RNA. It is a transcript of the gene b3glcta, whose product is annotated as beta 3-glucosyltransferase a. The record is from RefSeq and is a predicted model, not a curated record. Gene Ontology annotation, cellular component: membrane. Lineage: Eukaryota; Metazoa; Chordata; Actinopteri; Syngnathiformes; Syngnathidae. The transcript has 16 exons. Gene Ontology annotation, molecular function: acetylglucosaminyltransferase activity. Bases 321 to 1754 code for a protein of 477 amino acids.
GAGAGAGAAAAAGCUGAGCGAGAGCUCCCACUCGCGCUCUGCCUCGCUCCUCACUUCACUCCCCCGUUUGCUCGUCAAAGUACUCGGAGCUCCGACGCCCGCGUCGUAUGUGCCUUGCGGCCGCGCUUAGAUAGCCCCCGACACGCCGAGCUGCCCGUGCGGGGCCGGAACCGGUGUCCCUGGGCCUCGGCGAACCGAAACGACAAUGAUUCGCGACCAGCAGUGCCAGUGGCACGUCGCGGGCUUGCUGUUGCUCUCCCUCGACGUGACGUUUACACAAGUGGCCGCUGACAACUUCCAGAGGAAGUUUGCAGGGUCGCAUGGUCUUGGCCGCCGGCAGCUCCGAAGAAGCCUCGCAGACUCUGGAAGAAGAUGCGCACGGGAUCCCUGCCAGGCGACUCGAUCUUCAGCAGAUGGUGUUUGUCAUCCAAAGUCAGAGCAACUCUUUCCACGCCAGGCGGGCUGAAAAACGGCGAGAGGAUUUGCUCCAGCAGGCGCACGCUCAGUCCGUGAAACCACCGGCGGUUUUGCUCCUUCACACUUUAUCCGACAAUGAGGGAGACUGGAGCGUCCUUCCUCUGCUGCCUUAUUUGUCUCGCACCUUCGGCAAGAAUUCCUCGUGGAUGGUGUUCCUGGAAGAGGAGACCGGCGUAAAGACGACGAGGCUCGUCGAAGCGCUCGCCAAGUUUGACGAGAAAAAAGAAUGGUUCCUGGGGAAGCCGCUCCACGACGACGAGUCGACCAUCAUUCAUCACUACGCCUUUGCCGAGAACCCGCCCGUCUUCAAAUACCCCGACUUUGCUGCCGCCUGGGCCUUAAGCGUCCCCCUGCUAGUCCGGCUCGCCAACAAAGUCCGAGAGGAGCCACUGAAAUCGGACUUCACCAUUGACCUGAAACACGAAGUGGCCUUGUACAUUUGGGACAACGGCAACGGUCCUCGUUUGACCGCCGUGCCCGAGCUGUGCACGGAGCUCGAGGACUCCCCGAGUGCCAAGUUCUGCGCCACCGCGCUGCGCCCCGAGCCCCCCCCUUGUGGUGAGCCGGUACGUCAGGACAACGUCUUUGUCGCCGUGAAAACAUGCAAGAAGUUUCACAAAGAACGAGUGCCCGUCAUCAAGAAGACUUGGGAGAGGGACGCCGUCUACCUGGAGUAUUACAGCGACCACGCCGACGCUUCCAUACCCACCAUCGAUUUGGGAGUCGCCAACACUGAGAGAGGUCACUGCGGGAAAACGUUCGCCAUCCUCAAAAGAUUCGUCAGCGGCGCCGUCCCCGACGCCGAGUGGCUCCUCAUUGUGGACGACGACACGCUGAUCAGCCUCCCCAGACUGCGAUCGUUGCUCAGCUGCUACCAGCCGCGGGAAACCGUGUAUCUGGGCGAGCGCUACGGCUACGGCCUCGGCCAGGGAGGCUACAGCUACAUCACGGGAGGCGGCGGCAUGGUGUUCAGCAGGGAAGCGGUGGCGCGGCUCCUGCAAAGCGGCUGCAAAUGUUACAGCGACGACGCUCCCGACGACAUGGUGCUGGGAAUGUGCCUCAACGCUCUCGACGUUCCCGCCACGCACAGUCCGCUUUUCCAUCAGGCCCGGCCGGAGGACUAUUCAGCGGACUUACUUGCUCACCAGGUGCCCAUUUCUUUCCACAAACAUUGGAACAGCAACCCCGUAGUGGUCUUUAACCAAUGGCUGAGGGACGGCCGCCAUAAAAGCCCGGCCGCGCUCAAUGCCAAUGAAAGCAUCAAGACGGAGCUGUGAAGUAAGAAAAGAAAAAAAGGUCAAGCAACAAUGCCGUACGUGUGCUUUGAGCUUGCAUCUUGCCAAUAUUUAUAUAUGUUCAGUAUCAGAUGGAAACGGACGGGCAAUGUUCUCCCCGUUUAUGCUGUCAAAUCUAUUUUUAAAUAAAAUGUAUGUGCUUUUUAA